Molecule: messenger RNA, 459 nt
Organism: Penicillium canariense
Lineage: Eukaryota; Fungi; Ascomycota; Eurotiomycetes; Eurotiales; Aspergillaceae
Exons: 2
Coding region: 1-459 (152 amino acids)
Source: RefSeq, a predicted model, not a curated record
AUGGAGUGUCUUCGACAAAUCUUCCGCUGCUUCAAGGCACCAUUCACCCGUGACCAGGGCCAAAUCAUCGAAAUUGGUCCUCCCACCAACUUUCGGAAGGAAGAACUGCCCGCGUGCUUCUCGGAUGCCGAGUCAGUUUUAUCGCCCAACCAAAAUGCAACCGAGCGACCCAAUCUGACCACCCAGCCACAGCACGUUGACAUCUCAGAACAGCGGAGCAACGAUGGAGAAGGACGAGAUGACGAUCGAGAUGGCCGCACUCGCCCGUCAGCCGUCGACCAAGAAGAAAAUCCAGAAUCGCGUCAGGAAGAUGAGCGUCAGACUGACAAACCCCGCCUCCGAGACCGCAUGAAGCCCUCUCGGUGGUUCAAGUCGACUGCACCCAACGACCCUGAAACAGAGGUCGCGAGUGAGGACGGACUGUUCACCACAGCGAAGGAAAGACCGAAGGAUCACUAG